Durusdinium trenchii is the source of this 1242-nucleotide messenger RNA. NCBI's taxonomy places the organism in Eukaryota, Dinophyceae, Suessiales, Symbiodiniaceae. The record is from the annotation of a GenBank genome assembly.
AUGGCCAUUCCUGUGAGCGGGAGCGUCACUUUGAACGGCAGUCAAGCUGUCGUGGUGCUCGAUGUCGGUGCUCAGAACGCACCAACAACACCGGGAGCUCCUUUGCAGAUCCUGCUGCAGAAAAUGAUGGAUGGACAAAUGCCUAUCCAUGAAUCAAGGCUACCCGUCCUCAAGAAGCAUUUGGCGGCCAUGGUCUGCAAUGUGCAGCGUGGCCUCAAAUUAGCUCCUGCGGGGCUACUUGGUGCAUGGUCCAAGGAAGCGGAAAGCAGAUUGUUGACUUUGCUCAAGAAGCCUAAAAUGGUCUGUGCUUUGGAGGACGAGAAGGACACAUCGCCGUUGGCCUUGCCAUCGACUUCAGCCACAAAGGACCUUGCUUUAGCUGCUGCAGCGUGCGAUGAGCCAGGGCCCAAUCAAGGCAUCAUGGCAGAAGCAGAUGACACGCAUGAGGGUACUCCGAAUCCUGCACUGGGUCCUCCCAAGGACGUAGAAACCGAUUUCUCAGAUGCAGAGUUGGCGGGACCGAAUCCUGCACUGGGCCCUGCCAAGGACGUAGAAACGGACUUCUCAGACGCUGAGAAAAAGAUUCGCUUUGGCACUGGUGUGAAAUGGGCUGAUGUAGAAGCGGACGAGGUUGAAUGGGAACCUCUGGCUGCAAAGUGGCUGCAAGAUCGGCAAAUCAUUCUCCAUACAGAUUCUGCCAAAAGCUAUGCCACCAGUGCUCGACUGGCAUACUUGCAGGUUGUGUUUGCUCCUAAGACGUUGGUGAAGUUCAAACGUGCUUGCGUCGCUGAAGUCCGGCAACUGAAAAUCGCGAAGUCGUUGCCCCUGACUUUGAGCGGAAAGAGCUGCACGAAUCUUAUUGCAUACCAACUGGUGGUUGAGAGUGCUGUGUCUUGUGAAGCUGGUGAUGACCACGCAACGAUGGAACUGUCUGGCUCGGGGUACUCCACCGCGUUCACACAAGAGGAUCUCGAAUUGGUGAACUUGCAGAGCGACCAGGUUCAUCAGAAGCUCUCAUCUGCAACCCUGGAAGAGACUCCAAAUGGAAUCCUUGCAAAGCUCUUUGCCCCUGGGAUAUGUGCAGAGCUCAGUGCUCGAGUAGCCUACCUAUCAGCCCUUUUUCCAGAAAAAAGCGGCUAUAGGCUUCCAAUCUGGCUGCAGCAAGGACAAGACUCCAGUCACAAUUACGACAACGACAACGACAACUGCAACAAGCACAACCAGUACAACUACGAAAACUAG